This is a messenger RNA of Plasmodium adleri (nom. inval.), 3195 nucleotides long. RefSeq names its product conserved Plasmodium protein, unknown function. Lineage: Eukaryota; Apicomplexa; Aconoidasida; Haemosporida; Plasmodiidae. The record is from RefSeq and is a predicted model, not a curated record. The transcript has 10 exons. Bases 1 to 3195 code for a protein of 1064 amino acids.
AUGAUUGGGAUGAACCAUGAUUUUUUGUCUGCAAACUUUGUUGGAUAUCCAAUGGAAGAAAAAAAAACAUUGUGUUACGAAGAUUUGAAUAUAAAUAAAAAAAGAACAACUCCUUUCAAAUAUAACAAUUUUAAUAAUUAUGAGUACUUAAAAGAAUUAGACGAUCUCCGGGAAUAUAAAAGAAUAACUUCCGAAAAAAUAAAAAAAUAUGAAAGUUCUAUAUAUUCAUAUAAGAAUCAAUUGAGAAAUGUAAACAAAAACAAACUUGAUGGAGGAAAAAUAAAUUUAAAAUUAAUAAAUAUAUUUGUUAACAAUAUAUGUGAUAUAAUAGAAUACCUAUGUUCUGAUAUAAAUAAAUCAGUCUUAUCCGUUCUUCCUUUUAUUCAUACCAUAUUGAAUACAAGUCCCAUAAGAGAUAAGAAAAUAUACCAGUGUUCCAAAUUAAUCCAUAUAACUUUAACCCAGUUGAACUGUAAAAAUGUAGUGCAUAAUAAAGAUGAAAUUCUUAGAGAAGAGAUCGAAAAGGACGAUGAUUUAAGGACCCAUAAAUUAGACGAUUUAGAAUGGUUAGCUUGUGAAACUAAUGAUAAAGGUUGGCUAGCUAUUAGCGACAGAUGGGAAACAUGUCCCAAGGAUUUAAAAUGGUUAUGUGUGAAAAGAAAUAAUAGAUCAUGGAUAUUAUAUCGUCAUAUAUGGGAAAACAGUUCAGAUGAUUUGAAAUAUAUAGCUAUAUUGUUUGAUGAUAAAAAAUGGCUACAUUUAUAUAAAAUAUGGAAGCUCAUUCCUUUAAGUUUAAAAUUUAAAGCGAUAAACUCAAGGGAUGUUACUAUUUGUAAACCAUCAUUAAGUGAAAUUAUUUAUAAUAAUAUAUAUAAUAAUGAUAUAUAUGAUGAUGAAAAUUUUGUGAAUAUAAAUUCAUAUAAUUCAUCAUCUAUAAAAAAUAAUUAUAGAACUAGUAGUAUGAUGGGAAAUUAUUACUUGAGAUAUAAUAAUAUGGAUGAAAAGAUAUGGUCAUCAAAAUUGUAUGAGAACAUGCAAAAAAGAGAGGAUGCUUUAGAAGAAUCUUUAAAAUAUGAUUUAUAUAAAGCACAAAUGAAAAAAAAAAAAAGUGAUGAUAAUAAUAAAGAUAAACAUAUAUUGAAACAUAUAAAUGCAAAAAAAAGUGUAAUUAAAAAUGGAGCUGAUAACUUAAAUGAUAAAUUGUUAAUGUUAAAAGAAAUCGAAAAGGAUAAAAAGGAAAAUGAAAGUUUUAAAAAUGGAAUAAUACAUUCUAUUCAUUCAUAUGAAGAAGACAAAGAAAAACAAUAUGGUUCCGAUAGCCGAGUGGUAAUUCAAAAAGGUAUGAGUAAAAGUGUUCUACAUGAGGAAGGGGGGAUUACAAAAAAGAAAGAAGAAGACAAACAAAUUGGAAAGGAUGAUAAAAGGGAUAUAAUUUCACACAACCAAUUAGACAUAAAUACAAUUAACAAAAGAUUAAAUUCAAAAUUUAGUUUAAAAAAAAGUUGUAAAGAAAAUUUUAUUAAAAAUAUGUUAUUUAAUAAAAUAAAUAUACAACAAAAAGUAGAUAAUAAUAAUAAUAAUAAUAAUAAUAACCAAUAUGAAGAAAAAAAUAAAAGUAAUGAUGAAAAGAAAAAGUUAGAUGAUAAGAAUGACAUACUAGAAUAUACAAUAUCAGAAAUACAUAUUUUAAAGAACGAAGAUAUAAAAAUAGAUAAUACAAAUAAAAAUGAAAUUCAGUUGUUAGAAAAAAAAGAAAGUGAAAAAAUGAAGAAUAAUAUACAAAAAAAGAAGUUACCAUCAUUAAAAAAUAUGUUAAAAAUGAAAGAAGAAUGUUAUUUAAAAAAAUUCUCAAAAAUGACAAUAAAAAAAAGUAUUUUAGAAGAAUGUGUAUCUAGUAUACAAAACAAACAAAAUAGUAAGAGCAUAGAAAUUUUUGAUGACAGCUCAAGUGAUGAAUUUAUAGAUACUAAACAUAGUUAUUCUAUAAAACAUGAUGAGAAAAAAAUAUCUAAAAGAACAGUACCACUUUUAUUAAAUAAGUUGUCUAAAAUUAAAUUGGAAAAUAUAAAGAAAUUCCCUAUCCAAAUAAAAAAACAAAAUUUUAAAGAACACAUUAUUAAUAUGAAAGAAAAGGAUGCUUUGAAAACAGAUGAGAAAUAUACUAAUAGUUUAUAUCAUGAAAAUGUGCAAUAUGAAAAGAAUGAUAAUAAACAUAUUUUAAAAGUAGGUACGUCUAAUGAUAUGCAGGGUGUUGUAGGAAAAGAAACGUUAUUAAUGGGUGAGUCUUUCAAAAGUGAGGAUAUUAAUGAAAAGGAAAUUGAAAUAAAUAAAGAGCAGAAAGACGAGGACAUAAAAAAGGAGCAUCAAGGAAUGGUUACAAAUUAUUUUACAGAUUUAUUUAAUGCAUUUAAUUUUGUUAAUACUCCAAAGGAGGUAGGUAGCUUUUUUGAUUUAAAAAAUAAUGAGGAUAAAAUAUUAUUCGACGAUAAUUUAAUACGAAAAAAUUGCGAUUCAUGGGAAGAAAAUGAUAAAAGUGACGAUGAAAAAGAAUAUUCAAUAGAAAAGGCAAAUAAUAAUAAAGAUGUGAUGAAGUUAAAUAUAAAAUCAAUGAAUUCAGAGAUGAUAAUGGAAGGAAAUAAUAUAAAUGAAGAAAAUAUAAAAAAUGAUAAUGAUAUUCUUACUAAUAGUAAAAAUAUGGAAGAAAAUAAAUUACCAUAUAUAAAAACUUUGAGAAGUUUAAAAUUUAAUAAAUUCGCUAUAAAGAAUAAUUUAAAAGGGUAUUCAAUAAAAGAAGAAUUAUUAACAAAAAUAAAAAAGAAGAAUAAUGAAGAAAAAAUAAUAUCUAUGGAAAGUACAGAAUAUAAAUUAAAAGAAAGUAAAUACCAGAGUAAUUCUUAUAUAUGUAAAGAUCCAAUAUUACAAUUUUAUACUAAUAAAAAAAAUUCCUCAUUUUUAAAAGAUUCACAGGAUUGUUCUAUGAAAAAUAAUCCUAGUAAUAUUUUACGAAAGAUACUUGAUUCUGAUUUGUCUAAUUUUAAUAAUAUGAAUAAAAAAAGAAUGGCAGCUGAUGAAAUUGCUAAGCAUACAAAUGCUUCACUUUAUAUAACAGUUAAGAGAAAGGCAUCACAGUCUUCUCUGACAAAUUCAUUAAAAAUAAUACCUAAGAUAAAAGAAAAACCCAAAUUAUCAUUUUGA